AUGGGUGCGGCGCGCGGGCUUGCGCACCUUCACGAGUGCAGCCCACGCCGGUUUGUCCAUGGCGAGGUCAAGCCCUCCAACAUCCUGCUGGAUGUCGACUACAACGCGCUUGUCGCCGACUUCGGCCUCACUCGCCUCCUCACCAUCGCCGGCUGCACCGACGUUUACUCCGUGGCGGGGUCCGGCGGCAUCAUGGGCGGCGCGCUACCGUAUGCUAGGCCCACCGCUCUAAUGGACAAGUCCAGUGCAUAUCGCGCCCCUGAGGCACACGCGCUGGGGGGCUCACAACCGCCGAGCCAGAAGUCCGACGUGUACUCGUUCGGCGUCCUGCUACUGGAGUUGCUCACGGGGAAGUCGCCAGAGCAUGCCUCACCGUCUGUAUCGUCCUCGUCGGUGCCAUCCCUGCUGGGUCACAAUGGGCAGCGGGAGCUAGAGCAACAAGCUCCGGAGCUCGUGAGGUGGGUGCGGCAGGGGUUCGAGGACGUGCGGCCGCUAUCGGAGUUGGCUGAUGCCACUUUCCUGAGGGACGCCACUGCACGGAAGGAGGUUGUCGCGGCGUUCCAUGUCGCGCUAGGGUGCGUUGAGGCAGACCCAGAGCGCCGACCACGGAUGAAGGCCGUGUCCGAGAGCCUUGACAAGAUUGGGGCUUGA
Molecule: messenger RNA, 651 nt
Organism: Miscanthus lutarioriparius
Lineage: Eukaryota; Viridiplantae; Streptophyta; Magnoliopsida; Poales; Poaceae
Source: the annotation of a GenBank genome assembly